ACUGAGGUGUCAUCUGUCAACACAUCACCGAUAGCGAUUGGGCUAGCCACAACGAGAAAAGCUAGCCUGUAAGGAAACAGUUGUUUGUUAUUCAUCUUCUCUGACCUAUAAUGGUACGUUUGGUCAACACACAAUGUAUUAAAACGGUCAUAAUAGUAUCGCAGGUGUCUCGUGCAUGAUCGUGCACUUCAAUUUACGUGCUAUCUAGAGCUAAGGUUAAGUGGGUCGAGAAGAUACCCUGCUAGCUCAGAAGCUAGCCCAGUAGAGGCUCUAGUAUUUGCAUCAAUAGAAGUGUUUGCUAGUGUAUCUUAAUCUCCCAGGCACCACCAGGCAGCAGUUUUGCUUGUAGGGUUUCUGAUUUGGACGCAAACUCAGUUCUUCACGAUAGUGAAUCCUUUACGUUCCUACACAGGAUAAGCGCAAUGUUGUGAUGAGUAAAAAUGCUGCGAUAGCCACCUUUGUUCCGUAAUAACUAGCACUGGUAUCGAGAAACACGGUAAAGUGAUGAUGGGAGAGAGAGAAAACACAAAACAAUAAUAGCACUGAUGCUCACUGUGUUGUUGUGGCCAUGCUUUGCACGGCGUUAAUGAUUUCACCCAAAAAUGUUUUCGCAAUGAGCUAAUAUCUCCCCAGGCGCAGCUUAGACCCCGUUAACUGGAAAUAAACAACAGAGGUGCAGUCACCCAUUUACUUACUGUGGUUGGUUUCUGAGAAAGCUACGUCUUUUGCACAAGGCCAUCUGAAGUUUAAUCUUCAGAUUUUCUCAACACUAUGGUGGAAUACUACCAGAUUUUAGGCGUGCAAAGGAAUGCAUCUCCAGAAGACAUAAAGAAAGCAUACAGAAAACUUGCCCUCAAGUGGCACCCGGACAAAAAUCCAGACAACAAGGAUGAGGCUGAGCACAGAUUCAAAGAGCUUUCAGAAGCCUACGAGGUCCUUUCAGACGUCAACAAACGGAAAUUGUAUGACCGCUACGGCAAAGAGGGCUUAUCCGGACACAAUGGUGGAGGCGGGCAUUAUUCCAAUGGCGACCACUUCAACGCAGGCUUUACAUUCCGUAAUCCAGAAGAUGUGUUCAGGGAAUUCUUCGGGGGACGUGAUCCAUUUGCCGAUUUUUUUGGUGGGGACCCCUUCGGUGAUGACUUCUUUGGGGACGACCUGUUCGGUGGCGGCCGUAGGCACCAGCGUGGCGUGAGCCGAAGCAGAACGGCAGGGCCUUUCUUCGGGGGUUUCGGGGGAUUUCCACCACCCUUCGCAGGAUUCUCACCAUUCGAACCAACAGGUUUCGCACCGUUUGGGGCCAUCGGCCACAUGGGGCAUAUGGGACACAUGGGACACAUGGGGCACAUGCCGGGAGGCUUCACCUCCUUCUCCUCCACCUCUUUCGGGGGAGGAGGAGGAGGCGGCGGCGGGGGAGGCGGCAUGGGCAGCUUCCGCUCCGUCUCCACCUCCACCAAGUUCAUCAACGGCAGAAAAAUCACAACAAAAAGAAUUGUAGAGAAUGGGCAGGAGCGGGUGGAGGUGGAAGAGGACGGACAGAUAAAAUCUAUAACAAUUAAUGGAGCGGCCCAGGGGUUGUCGCUAGAGGCGGGCCACAGGCCAAGGGAGGAGGUGCGGGCCAGCUCUUCCUCCUCAGCCCCCCAGCAGCAGCAGCAGCAGCAGCAGCACAGUUCCAGGCCGGCCCCGGCCAAGCGGGCUGCUCCCAGCCCCAUCCCCAUCCCCAGCACAGACACCCAGUCCCAGCACAGCUCAGCUCAGGGUGAGUCCCACAGACAAGUGGACGGCAAGCGGAAGAGGCCAGCGCAGCAGGAGGGGGUGAAGAAGCACAAGGCCGUAUGAUCGUGACGUCAGUCAGCCACCCCUACUGACGUCGGAACCAGAUUCAGAAUGCCAGGUGGACUUCCAAACAACAACGCCUGUGACUGCGGGGCAGUGACGCCACCUAAUGUUCCUGAAGCACUCGUUUAGUGAGGGCAUUCUCAACCUGUGGCUUACACAACAGCUGUAUGAG
Molecule: messenger RNA, 2011 nt
Organism: Engraulis encrasicolus (European anchovy)
Lineage: Eukaryota; Metazoa; Chordata; Actinopteri; Clupeiformes; Engraulidae
Gene: dnajb6a
Product: DnaJ heat shock protein family (Hsp40) member B6a
Exons: 9
Coding region: 772-1839 (355 amino acids)
Molecular function (GO): Hsp70 protein binding
Source: RefSeq, a predicted model, not a curated record